Messenger RNA from Naegleria fowleri, 501 nucleotides. RefSeq lists its product as uncharacterized. The transcript has a single exon. The record is from RefSeq and is a predicted model, not a curated record. NCBI's taxonomy places the organism in Eukaryota, Heterolobosea, Eutetramitea, Acrasida, Naegleriidae. Bases 1 to 501 code for a protein of 166 amino acids. Gene Ontology annotation, molecular function: calcium ion binding.
AUGGACGUUCAUAGUGCACCUACAUCAUCAGCCUUUAAUACAUCUGUUACAGCAUCGACUGAAGUCAGUAAAUUGAAGGAUGCAUUCCGAUUAUUUGAAAGUGAAGGAGUUGUGGAAGUGGAAGACUUUGGAGUGAUUUUGAGACAUCUCGGUCUCAAUCCAACUCAAAAACAAUUGGCAGCUUUAAAAACAGAAAUGGCCGAACCUUUUGUCACUUUUGAAAAGUUUGAGGCAGUCAUGAGCAAAAUUAUUCUCACCUCAACCUAUGAUGGUGUUGCUAUGAUAGUAGACUCGGAGGAUCAGUUGCUGAAGGCAUUUGAAACCUUGGAUCCCGAAAAAAAGGGAUACAUCCCUACGGACAGAAUGGUGAACUGGCUGAAAACACAGGGCGAGCCCAUGAGCGACGAAGAGAUUAAUGAAUUCUUGAGAGUUGCCCAAGCAAAAGACGGGCCAAUCAUUCGAUAUGAGGAAUAUAUCAGCCUACUGUGUGGAAAUAAGUAA